Messenger RNA from Arctia plantaginis, 6300 nucleotides. NCBI's taxonomy places the organism in Eukaryota, Metazoa, Arthropoda, Insecta, Lepidoptera, Erebidae. The record is from the annotation of a GenBank genome assembly.
AUGGCGGAUAAUUUAUUUAACGAAGAAUCAGAAGAGACGGAAUCAGAAUCACCAGAAUUGGCGGUAUUGCCGGGUUUGCCAGAAUUGGCAGCAUUGCCGGAAUUGCCAGAAUUACCAGUAUUGCCAGAAUUGCCGGAAUUGCCGGUGGUUCCGGACUUAGUGGAAUUACCGGAAUUAGUAACAGAAGAACUACCGCCGCCGCCACCUCCGCCGCCAGUGCCAACAGUCAACAAUACUGGGCACUUCAUUAUACGUUAUUUAACACAUCCGCCCGAGAUCACCAUCCGGCCGAGAAACCUGCAAGUCCGCGCCAGUGGCAUCGCUGCCUUCUACUGCGCUGCUAGAGGCGACCCCAUACCUAAUAUACAGUGGAGAAAAAACGGGAAACGAGUCUCUAGUAUGCAAACCCGAUACCAAGUAUCACCAAUGGACACGGCAGCCGGCCCAGACGCGCACGGUGCGGUACUUCGCAUUGAGCCAGUACGCGCGCAGCGAGACGACGCGACUUACGAGUGCGUUGCUGAGAAUGGAGUAGGAGACGCAGUCACUGCUGUCGCUACCUUAAUGGUCUUUGAAGCUGACAAAGCGCCUCCCGGAUUCCCCAACAUCGCGCCACCACCGACAACCAUGGUUGUGGAAGUCGGUCAUACUGCCACCCUACCCUGCCAGGCAACUGGCAACCCUUCGCCUAAAGUUAGAUGGCUUUGGAACUCGCUGCCGCUGGACGUGGCUUCGAACCCAAGAUACGCACUACUGAAUGACAAAAUGCAUGGUACCUUACAGAUUGUGAAGAGUGAAGAAGAAGAUCAGGGCAAGUUUGAGUGCGUAGCGGAGAACUCUAUCGGUACUGAAUUCUCUAAGCCCACUGUGCUGUAUGUCAAAGUGAGACGCGUUGCCCCUCAAUUCUCAAUACCGCCGCCCCCAAAGUCGGAGGUGAUGCUGGGCGGGAACCUUACUCUCAAGUGUGUCGCCUUCGGAUCGCCGAUGCCAACUGUCAAAUGGAGGAAAGGAUUAACAAAAUGGCUGACACCCGAAGAUAACCCGCCACUCGGCCUGAAUACUCUCAAGCUAGAAGAUAUACGGGAGUCUGCCAAUUACACCUGCGAGGCGACUAGCGCUCUUGGAGUCAUCGAGGCCGUUGCAGAAGUUAAAGUACAGUCAUUACCUGGCCCGCCUACGGAAGUAAGACCAUCAGAAAUCACCGCGACUACUGUCCGGCUGACGUGGACUUACAAUGGACUUGAGGAGCCUCAGUACUACGUCAUACAGUACAAGCCCAAAUACGCUAAUCAGGCAUUCAGCGAGAUCUCCGGAGUGAUUACUCAGUACUACUCAGUGACAAAUCUAUCACCCUACACGGAGUAUGAAAUGUAUGUCAUCGCUGUAAAUAACAUUGGGCGAGGGCCGCCUUCAGCACCAGCCGUCAUCACCACUGGAGAAACCGGGGAUUCAUAUGGAGGUGCCAAACCGGGGUCAGCUCCACGCAACGUUCAAGUUCGGCCUCUCAGCUCUAGCACUAUGGUCAUACAGUGGGACGAGCCAGAGACACCUAACGGCCAAGUUACGGGCUACAAAAUCUUUUACACCACGGAUCCAUCGCAACCCUUGCAAUCCUGGCAUUCUCAAAUGAUGGAUAACAGUCACCUAACAACGAUCAGUGAACUGACCCCUCAUACGGUUUACACAAUACGCGUCCAGGCGUUCACCUCCGUGGGUCCGGGACCUAUUUCUGCUCCGGUACAGGUUAAAACACAGCAAGGUGUUCCAUCACAACCAUCGAACUUAGUCGCGGUGGAAGCCGGCGAGACUUCAGUCACAUUGUCGUGGAGAAGACCAGCUCACGCUGGAGACAACAUCGUGUCUUACGAACUCUACUGGAACGAUACGUAUGCCAAGGAACACCAUAGGAAGCGGAUUCCAAUAACUGAAACAUACACUCUGAACGGGCUGUACCCCAACACGUUGUACUACAUCUGGCUGGCAGCAAGAUCACAGAGGGGUGAGGGUGCGACAACUCCACCUAUUGCCGUUCGAACAAAACAAUAUGGCGCGCCGCCCAUGAACGUGAGCGCCGCGGCCGUGUCGCCCACGGCGGUGCGCGUGUCGUGGCAGCCGCCGCCCGCCGAGCGCGCGCACGGCAGGAUCGCUUACUACAAGCUGCUUUGUGUGGAAUCUGGGAGGGGGGACAGUGAGGCCACCGUCGUCAAACUCAAUCAGACCUCGUUCGUGUUGGACGAACUGCGUCGCUGGACCGAGUACCGCAUCUGGGUUCUCGCGGGCACGAGCGUGGGCGACGGACCCGCCUCGUAUCCCGUCACCGUGCGAACGCAUGAAGACGUCCCUGGCGAGCCCCAAGACGUGAAGAUCGUUGCCAUUAACUCAACUUCGAUCCACGUGACGUGGAAGCCACCGCAAGAGAAAGAGAAAAACGGUAUUAUAAGAGGCUACCAUGUUCAUGUGCAAGAAAUCAGGGAAGAAGGUAAAGGCUUGCUAAACGACCCGAUGCGAUUUAACGUGUUAGACGAUACAACUCUCGAACUUAACGUUUCGGGGCUCCAACCGGAUACGCGAUACAACGUUCAAGUGGCUGCUCUGACGAGAAAGGGGGACGGUGACCGAAGUGCGCCGGUGUCUGUAAAGACGCCUGGCGGUGUGCCAAACAGGCCUACCGUCAACCUAAAGGUUCUGGAAAAAGAUCCAGUUGUAUCGAUAGAAUUAGAAUGGACGAAACCGUCUCAAACAUAUGGGGAAUUGCUCGGAUAUCGCUUGAGAUACGGUGUCAAAGAUCAACCUCUAGAGGAAAUAAAUUUCCCCGGUACCAAAGUCCAUAGUUAUAAAAUGAAUGAUCUAGAAAGAGGCGUCCAAUAUGAAUUUAGGAUAGCAGGGAAAAACCACAUUGGUAUAGGUCAAGAAACUAUAAAAUACUGGCUAACACCAGAAGGUGCCCCGAAAGGACCACCGACGAACGUCACUUAUCAUUUCCAGACGCCAGACAUUAUUAGUAUUACUUGGGAUGCUCCCAUCCGUGCCGACCGAAGUGGCCAGAUAAAAAAAUACGACGUUCAGUUUUACAAAAAGGGAGAUCAAGCUUCUGUCGUAGAGAAAACUAUUGAAGUAACUAAAGCAGUAUUUACUGGCUUAGAAGAAGACGCCCACUAUGUGUUCAAAGUCCGUGCAUACACUGACCAAGGUUCUGGUCCAUACAGUAAAGACGUUACAGCUCAUACUGAAAGGGACAUCGGUAGAGCGCCCAUGUCAGUUAAAGCUGUAGCAACUUCAGAAUCCAGUGUAGAAGUUUGGUGGGAAACGUUUCGCUCGAGAAAGAAAAUCAUUGGUUAUGUCAUAUUUUAUACUAUGACACCAGUUGAGGAUCUAGAUGAAUGGCAACAAAAGAGUGUUCAUGUAACGCACUCUGCAGAUUUAGAAAAUUUGGAAAAAUUUGCAGAAUAUGCUGUUGCUGUUGCUGCAAAGACAGCAGAUGGCCUAGGAAGGUUAUCAGAUAAAGUUACUGUUAAGGUCCGACCUGAAGAAGUGCCUUUACACCUUAGGGCUCAAGAUGUAUCCACUCACUCCAUGACGUUAUCAUGGUCUCCUCCAUUACGCUUAAACCCCGUUAGCUAUAAGAUUUCCUAUAAUGCUAUUAAAGAAUUUGUUGACUCUCUUGGAAUGACACAAACACAAGAAAUACCAAGAAAGGAAAUCAUCGUAAAACAGGAUAGAACGUCACAUUCCAUAAAUGACCUAUCCCCGUUUACAACGUAUAAUGUUAAUGUAAGUGCUAUACCUAAUGACGAUUCGUAUAGACCGCCAACGAAGAUCACUGUCACCACGCAGAUGGCAGCACCUAAACCGAUGGUUAAACCCGAUUUUUAUGGUGUUGUUGAAAACGAAAUACUUGUCAUUCUACCUCAAGCCUCGGAAGAAUAUGGACCCAUAUCGCAUUAUUAUCUAGUUGUAGUGCCUGAUGAUAAAGCCCAUAAUCAUAAGAAUCCGGAUCAGUUCCUAACAGAUGAUUUAAUAAAAAAUAAUGUUCGAACAGAUGAUGAAAAUGCACCAUAUAUUGCUGCCAAAUUCUUGCAACGAAACAUAUUAUACACAUUUCAUCUUGGUAAUGAUGAAAUGUAUGAAGGUUUCCUAAACAGAAAGUUAAAUCUGAACAAAAAAUAUCGUGUUUUUGUGCGAGCAGUUGUCGAUACUCCUCAAAAACAUCUUUAUACCUCUAGUCCAUUUUCGGAAAAUCUGUCACUCGACAUGCGUGUGGCACCUCCUGGGGAAGAACCAAGCAGACCUGACCCUAAAGAUAUUCAUGGAGAUCCUGAAAUCAGGAUCGAAGACAACAGAAAAGAAGCUGGGAUGGUAUGGGUUGUCGGCCCAAUUAUUGCAGCUUUAAUGCUUUCACUAUGUUUGGUUGUUAUGUUUAUUUUCAAGAGACGACGACAACCUUGCAAAGCUCCAGAUCAGGCAGCUGUUACGAGACCUUUAAUGUCAGCUGAUGUAGGCUUUGGAGCACCAUCCGAUCCAGUAGAAAUGAGACGAUUGAACUUCCAAACGCCUGCCAUGAUUUCCCACCCACCCAUUCCUAUUCUUGAACUUGCCGAACAUAUCGAAAGACUGAAAGCUAAUGACAAUCUAAAAUUUUCUCAAGAAUAUGAAAGUAUAGAACCAGGUCAGCAAUUUACCUGGGAUCAUUCUAAUAUGGAGGUCAAUAAGCCGAAGAACCGUUAUGCCAACGUUAUUGCUUAUGAUCAUAGCCGAGUAAUACUGCAACCAAUAGACGGAAUUCUAGGAAGUGAUUACAUUAACGCUAACUAUUGCGAUGGAUAUCGAAAACAUAACGCUUACGUUGCCACGCAAGGACCUCUUCAGGAAACUCUGGCAGAUUUUUGGCGAAUGUGCUGGGAACUACGUACUUCCACUAUUGUGAUGAUGACAAAGCUUGAAGAAAGAACAAGAAUCAAAUGUGACCAAUACUGGCCAAGCAGAGGAACUGAAACAUAUGGUAUGAUGAAUGUAACGAUAUCCGAGGUGCAAGAACUGGCGACUUAUUGCAUUCGAACCUUUCAAGUUGAAAGGAACGGAAACAACAGUGAAAGACGUGAAAUCAAACAAUUGCAAUUUACCGCUUGGCCUGAUCAUGGUGUACCAGAUCACCCUGCACCAUUCCUUCAAUUCUUACGACGUGUAAGAGCCUUAAACCCACCUGAAGCUGGCCCGUUAGUGGUCCACUGCUCAGCUGGUGUUGGUCGCACUGGAUGCUUUAUUGUCAUUGAUUCGAUGCUUGAGAGGGCGCGCCAUGAGCGAACUGUAGAUAUCUACGGCCACGUGACCUGCUUGCGAGCUCAACGAAAUUACAUGGUUCAGACAGAAGAUCAAUACAUUUUCAUUCAUGAUGCCUUGCUUGAAGCUGUUAUUUGCGGCGACACUGAAGUACCCGCUCGCAAUUUACAUGCUCACAUUCAAAAACUAAUGCGUGUUGAUCCUAUUGAGAACAUUACUGGCAUGGAAUUAGAAUUUAAAAAGUUGGCUAAUAUGAAAGCUGACUCCAGUCGAUUUGUGUCUGCUAGCCUGCCUUGCAAUAAACACAAGAACAGACUUGUUCAUAUUUUGCCUUAUGAAUCUUCUCGCGUAUGUUUGACUCCUCGUGAUGGUUCAGACUACAUAAAUGCGUCGUUCGUAGAUGGUUAUAGAUAUAGAUCAGCUUAUAUCGCGACUCAAGGACCUUUGCCAGAUACAACUGAUGAUUUCUGGCGAAUGCUUUGGGAACACAACUCCACUAUCAUCGUGAUGCUGACCAAAUUAAAGGAAAUGGGUCGAGAAAAAUGUCAUCAGUACUGGCCAUCGGACCGUUCAGUGCGCUACCAAUGCUUUGUGGUUGACCCCAUUGCCGAGUAUAAUAUGCCUCAGUAUAUCUUGAGGGAAUUCAAGGUUACGGAUGCUCGCGACGGGUCAUCCAGAACGGUUCGCCAGUUCCAAUUUACCGACUGGCCCGAGCAAGGUGUCCCAAAGAGCGGAGAAGGAUUCAUCGACUUCUUAGGACAAGUCCAUAAAACUAAGGAGCAAUUUGGACAGGAUGGACCUAUUACUGUCCAUUGCAGCGCGGGAGUCGGUCGCACGGGCGUGUUUAUAACCCUAUCAACGGUGUUGGAGCGCAUGCAGUACGAGGGUGUGGUGGACGUGUUCCAGACUGUUCGCACGCUGCGCACGCAACGCCCUGCUAUGGUACAAACUGAGGACCAGUACGAAUUCUGCUACCGCGCAGCGCUGGAGUACCUGGGCUCUUUCGACCACUACGCCAACUGA